Messenger RNA from Amborella trichopoda, 3056 nucleotides. The record is from RefSeq and is a predicted model, not a curated record. NCBI's taxonomy places the organism in Eukaryota, Viridiplantae, Streptophyta, Magnoliopsida, Amborellales, Amborellaceae.
AGAGAAAAGAUUGGUUGGGGGUAAGUUGCAUAGAUAGUCCAUUUUAGGGUGUUUUUUGUAAUUUUCCAUUUAUUAUAUCAGUUAGGUUUUGUAUCAGUCUAAUAGUAAGAAGCUUUUAAGGCUUAAAAGUUACAAAUUGUGGACUUGUGGUGAUGUACUUACUUUGUCUCUACAUAUGAUUGUGGUUCAUGAUUAAUUUUUAAUAUUAUAUGAGGAUUUUUUUUGUCUUCUUUACAAAUUUAAGUUAUUGUAUUCUUAAUGAGUAUUUCUUUAUUGCUUGAGAAGUUAUAUUUGUUUCUAAUAAUUAUUUAUUUAUUUUUAAGAUUUUCCUUUUUUCCAUAUUUUCUCUAUUUUCCCCAAUUUUUCGUAUUUUACUAGUUUUAUCAACUAUUUAAUUUCUUAUACUGGACCAACCGGUAAACCGGUCCAGUUCAGCCGGCCCAACUGAACCUGUGCCUUCACUGGUUCGGUCACUGGUUUGAUCCUGAGAACAUUGAUAAUGACAAUUUUAUAGUAGAUGUAAGAACCAGUAUUUUCAACACUUAAUUUUUCUUUCCCUUUCCUUCAUCUAUAUUAUUCCUUUCUUCUUCUUAGAGUGCAUUGUAUAUUAUAUUAUGAUAAAUGUUAAGAACCAAUAUUUUCAGGCUGUGCUGACAAAGGCCACAUUUCUAAUGUACUCUAGGGAUUCUCUGUGGCUCUUGUUGUUUACACAGAUCUAUCAAUUAUACUUCUUUCACCCCAGUGGUUUAUUGCCCAACCUGCCAAAAUGGUUGAACCAUUGAUUGCCACAUAAACAACUGGUUGCAUUGAACUCUUUUUAUAGCUAGGUUAUCGGUGUUUUGAGCCCCUUGCCUUUAAAUAAAUGACUAAAUGAUACGUAGUCAUUAAAAUGCUGAAGAUCACAAUAAACAAAAGCAGUCUCCCUUACAUGAAACUAGAAAAUGGUCACCAGAAACCAUCCGUGGGGAGACAUUGACAGUGGCUCCCAUAUAGUAGUCUCCUCAUUUGCUUCACUAGCUAGUAGUAAAUCUGCCGCCUGAAUCCUGAUUAAUUGCCUGAAAAUGUGAGAGAAUAACUGGUUGAAGCGCAUUACACUCUUCCAUUAUUGGACCAUCCUUCUAAGCUCCAAGCCAGGUGCUUGCGUUUUAUGAAGCCAAAUGGUAACUGUGAGGAGCUAGAUUCAAUCCAUUAAUGAGAAAAGCAUAUUCUUUUAGCUAAUAGGUGCCUAACUGGUAUUGCUUGCAAUUCCCAUAAUUGUAUGAACCCUCCAUGGAUUCCCAAAGGCUGUAAACAUGUAACCUUUUUUUUUUUUCCCUGAAAUAAGAAUGUCUGAAUGAUAUCCAGCACUUUGUCUUUCCAUUUACAAAUGUUUCGUCCGUGAUCAAGUUGGAUUCAUAUCACCUCUGUUUAUUCUUCAUCUUACAUACUAAAGGCCAAUGUUUUAAAGACUGACAUUCCUAAACUUUUCUCGAGGGAAAGAAGUUAAAUACCAUUAUGCAGAUAACUUAUGUUUCGGGGUUGUAGGGUUUUGGCUUUAUGGGUGAGUGUUAUUAAUUUUAAUCUUUUUGAUCCAUGUCCUAAGUUGAAUAUGGCUUCCAAAUGGUCAUGUAUAUUCAUGAUUUGAUUAAAAAAUAUAUUUAAUCAAUGAUGUCUAACCAGUUGGUUUAUUUCCUAGGGUUGCUUGGUAGUUUCUUCCUGUAAUCUGUAAAUUUGACCAUCAAUAAAAUAUUUGAUCAGUCCAUCAUGACAUACACUUACAUGUAUACAUUCAAAACAAUCUUUUGAAUUGAAUGAGAAAUUCUGCAUAGACUUGAGCUCUGUGUAUGUGUACUAGCGCACACGUGGGUCUUCCUCUAAGAUAGAAAAGUGAUCCAUAGUAGGAAAAAGUGAUUGCAGUGUUUGAAUUUCUUUAACCAUUUGUUAAGACUGUAAAAGAAUGUUCUACAGUUUAACAUGGUACACUUCUUCAUUCUAGAUGUUAUAGAGCUAGAUAAAAAGUUAAGGAUAUUAUUAAGGUCUGUUCUUACUAAAAAACAGUUACAGAAGAUUUAUUUCAAAAUCUUGUGAAACUAGUGCAAGUGCAAGGAGUUGUAAAAGUUGUUAUCUUUGAUAUCAAAUUUUCCGUUUGAUACGUAAUAUAGCAGUAGUCGAUAUGACGUAUGGAUACUUAGUUGCAUUUAUUUUCUCCAAAAAAGGAAAACACUUGUAUGUUUAUCUAGUUGGUUUGCAAGAGUUAGCUAAGUGGCCUCAAGGGUUCUAAACUGCAAUAGUGAGAAGAGUGGAAAUGACACUGAAGUUUCUAAUUUGGCUUUUGGUCUAAACUGAAGCACAAAGGAAAUAUGAGGGCCUGGCUCCCCUCUAUGGAGGGAGGGAGGGAAGGAAUAAAAUCGUAGAAGAAGUUAAUAUCCCCAUAAUUGUUCUAUUUAUAUGGUUCUGUUAUUGUCUUCAAUGAAUUUUUUUUAUAGUAUUUGUAGCUCUUGUGGUUAGGCUAAAGCUCUCCCGAACUCUAUUAGCAUGUGUAUGAGUGCACGUGUGUGAUCUUUUUUGGAGAGGGGAAACACACAAAUGCACAUGCACAGGGACACAAAUGAAAUUCAUAUUUGAGUGUAUCCAUUUAUGUGCAGGCAAAGGUUCAAGGUAACUAAAUAGGAAGGCCAAUAUGGUGAAUGCCAUUAAGGGCCUCUUCAUCUCAUGUGAUGUUCCAAUGGCUCAAUUUAUUGUGAGUCUAAAUGCAUCAUUACCCGCUUCUCAGAAAUUUAUCAUUCACAUGUUGUACAACUCACACUUGUUUGUGCAAGCUCAUGCUGGUGAAAUGAUUCGGAAUAAAAUCUCAGAGUUUAGAGAUCUGAAUUCAUAUGAGAAGCCUGCAUGAUUCGGUUCCAGGGGUGUUUUUUUAUACGUGUUUUUGUUAUGUCCAUUGUAAUAUUAACUCAGAUGCUUGCCUAUUGCAGUUUGGUAAAGUUGAGUUGUGUGUGAAUUAGUGAAGAAUGAAUUACAGGGUCUUAUGAUCAUUUUUCUUUCUCGCAUGAGCUUUUACAAUUUUUUUUUUCAUUUCA